Solanum dulcamara is the source of this 1907-nucleotide messenger RNA. Its product is annotated as spermidine coumaroyl-CoA acyltransferase-like. The record is from RefSeq and is a predicted model, not a curated record. The transcript has 2 exons. The coding region runs from base 132 to 1505 and encodes 457 amino acids. NCBI's taxonomy places the organism in Eukaryota, Viridiplantae, Streptophyta, Magnoliopsida, Solanales, Solanaceae.
UUCCAUUUAAUUCAAGAAUUGGGUUGGCCUGCUUCAAGCCAGCUUAUUUUGCCAGCCAUCGCAAUUUUUAAUUUAAUAAAAAAAACGAACAACCAUUUUCCGAUCACAACCACCGGCCGUCUACCGGAAAAAUGGAAGUAACCAUCCAUGAAACCACCACAAUCUACCCUUCUAAGCCGCCUUUCACCGAAAACCAUGUCCUUCCUCUCUCCCACCUUGACACCGACCGGAACCUCAAUCUCACUUUCCGAUACCUCCGUGUCUACGUCAACCACACAGCACAACAAAAAUCGAAAUCGGACCCAUUUGAAGUUCUCACCUCUUCCCUCUCCGCCGCUCUCGUCUACUACUACCAAUUCGCCGGCUGUCUCCGCCGUCGUCCGUCGGAUAACCGUCUAGAACUUCACUGUCAAGUGGGGAAUGGCGUUCCCGUAAUUCUAUCCACAGUGGAUUGUACCUUGGCAUCUGUUAAUUACCUGGAUGAUCCAGAUUAUAACUUCGCUGAGAAGAUGGUACCCGACCCGAGAGACGAUGAGGCUUUGACCCGACCCUUGAUUCUGCAACUGACCCGAUUUAAGUGUGGUGGGUGGGUUUUCGGAACGGCGGUUCACCACGCGAUGUGUGAUGGAAUGGGAUCAACGCUGUUUUUUCAUGCUAUGGCGGAGAUUGCUCGUGGGGAGAACGGGAUGAAGAUUGAACCGGUGUGGGACCGAUCGAGUUUGCUUGGACCGAGGAAUCCUCCGCGAGUUGAUUUUCCGGUUCAUGAGUUUCUCAGUUUGGAUAGGGAUUCGUCUCCGUACUUGGAAUCAGGUAAACCGGCGGUUCGAGAGUGCUUUGAGGUGAAGGAUGAGUGGUUGGAUCGGCUAAAGGGGUUUCUCCAUGAGCAAUCCGGUUCAAAUUAUACAACUUUUGAAGCUUUGGGAGCUUUCAUAUGGCGAGCGAAGGCAAAGGCUUCUAAAAUCCCAGAUGAUGAGACAGUGAAGUAUGCUUAUUUAACCAAUAUCAGAAGAAGAGUGAAGCCACCAUUGCCAGCAGGCUACUGGGGCAAUGGCUGUGUGCCGAUAUACGUUCAGCUCCUUGCAAAGCACCUCAUCAAUGAACCUAUCUGGAAAGCAGCAGACACGAUCAAGAAGAGCAAGAACAUCAUCACGGAUGAGUAUGUUCGUUCGUUCAUUGAUUUCCAGGAGCUGCAUUAUGAUGAAGGGAUCACAUCAGGGAAUAGGGUGAGUGCAUUUACAGAUUGGCGGCAUGUAGGCCACGAGACAGUUGAUUUUGGGUGGGGUGGCCCUGUGACUGUCUUUCCUCUGUCUAGGCACUUAGUUGGGAGUGUUGAACCUUGCUUUUUCUUGCCUUAUUCUUCUGCCACUGAAGGUAAGAAAGAUGGUUUCAAAGUUUUGGUCUGUCUGCAAGAACAAGCCAUGCCUGUUUUCAAGGAAGAGAUGGAAAAGUUGGAGCAUGGGCUUUUCAAGGAAGAGAUGGAAAAGUUGGAGCAUGGGCUUUCUUGAUUUUACUAUAUAUGUUGGUCCUCUUAUGUACUGAUGAUAAUGUAAUAUUUGUUGCUCUAUACUAGCAACUGUGUUGUGUGAAGUGUAAUAGAGAGGUAAAAAGAAAUCCAUUCCAUGAGCAGAAAAUCUAUGGAGGGCAGACAGGGGGCAAUAAACUGAAGGAAGAGACAAUAAUAGUCCUCUUAUGUACAGAUGAUAAUGUAAUAUUUGUUGCUCUAUACUAGCAACUGUGUUGUGUGAAGUGUAAUAGAGAGGUAAAAAGAAAUCCAUUCCAUGAGCAUAAAAUCUAUGGAGGGCAGACAGGGGGCAAUAAACUGAAGGAAGAGACAAUAAUUGUAAUUCAAUUUCAAAGCUUUCAGAGUCCUAUUUGCAAUAAAACUUGUCUGAGUGAUAUGCAAGUGA